CCUCUGGGAUGCGCGAGCGCCCCGGGCGUCCCGGACGGUGACGGAGCCGGCCCGAGGAUGGGACGGAGCCCGCAGCUCCGGCUGGUGAAGGCUCUUCUCCUUCUGGGGCUGAACCCCGUUUCCACCUCCCUCCAGGAUCAGCGUUGUGAGAGCCUAUCCUUGGCCAGCAAUAUUUCUGGCCUACAAUGCAACGCGUCCGUGGACCUCAUUGGCACCUGCUGGCCCCGGAGCCCCGCAGGACAGUUGGUGGUUCGGCCCUGCCCUGCGUUCUUCUACGGUGUCCGCUACAACACCACAAACAACGGCUACCGGGAGUGCCUGGCCAACGGCAGCUGGGCCGCCCGCGUGAAUUACUCCGAGUGCCAGGAGAUCCUCAAUGAGGAGAAAAAGAGCAAGGUGCACUACCACAUUGCCGUCAUCAUCAACUACCUGGGCCACUGCAUCUCCCUGGUGGCCCUCCUGGUGGCCUUUGUCCUCUUUCUACGGCUCAGGAGCAUCCGGUGCCUGAGAAACACCAUCCACUGGAACCUCAUCUCGGCCUUCAUCCUGCGCAACGCCACCUGGUUCGUGGUGCAGCUCACCAUGAGCCCAGAGGUCCACCAAAGCAACGUGGGCUGGUGCAGGCUGGUGACGGCUGCUUACAACUAUUUCCACGUGACCAACUUCUUCUGGAUGUUUGGUGAGGGCUGCUACCUGCACACGGCCAUCGCGCUCACCUACUCCACCGACCGGCUGCGCAAGUGGAUGUUUGUCUGCAUCGGCUGGGGUGUGCCUUUCCCCAUCAUUGUGGCCUGGGCCAUCGGGAAGCUGUACUACGACAAUGAGAAGUGCUGGUUUGGCAAACGCCCUGGGGUGUACACUGACUACAUCUACCAGGGGCCCAUGAUCCUGGUCCUGUUGAUCAACUUUAUCUUCCUCUUCAACAUCGUCCGCAUCCUCAUGACCAAACUCCGGGCGUCCACCACGUCUGAGACCAUUCAGUACAGGAAGGCUGUGAAGGCCACUCUGGUGCUGCUGCCCCUCCUGGGCAUCACCUACAUGCUGUUCUUUGUUAACCCCGGGGAGGAUGAAGUGUCCCGAAUCGUCUUCAUCUACUUCAACUCUUUCCUGGAGUCCUUCCAGGGCUUCUUCGUGUCUGUGUUCUACUGUUUCCUCAACAGCGAGGUCCGCUCUGCCAUCCGGAAGCGGUGGCAUCGAUGGCAGGACAAGCACUCCAUCCGAGCCCGCGUGGCCCGCGCCAUGUCCAUCCCCACCUCCCCUACCCGCGUCAGCUUCCAUAGCAUCAAGCAGUCUACGGCCGUCUGAGCUGCAGGCCACAAAGUGGCCCCCGAAACCUGUGGCUGGAGAGAUGCUUGCUGGCCAGGUCUGGGGAGGCAGCGCGCCUUCUCAUUCCUCCCACCGGGCAGUGGGCCAGGAAACCUGGGAGCCCUCCCUCUCCGGUGGACAGGAGCCCCAUAGCCCUGGCUGGACCCAGAGCCUCUGGCCUCCCACUGCCCAUCCUCUUGGGAAAAUAAAAAUGGGAAGUGGGAUGAAGAUGUGGAGCUGGAAACCCCACAGGAGCUCAGGGAACCCUGAACGAGCUGUGUUCUCCCAGAGCGCAGCAAGCAGCCCACUAGAGAUCUCGAGCCCUGAGCCGCUGUGGAGAAGCCAUGCACUGCCCCAGGGCUUCAUGGGAAACUCAUGACAGCGUCGGAGCACCAUGAUGCCUCAGUCCUUAGUGAUGCCUUUGGACACUACUUAAACCAGUGUCACAUGGUCUGGUCAGGAACCUUUGAAGACAGCAUUAGAAAUUGGUGACAUCAUCAGACAUCACUCUGCCUCACCAGAAACUGCCCCAAGCCUCCAGAGCACUGGCAUGGUGGCACUGCCCCUGGGAAGCCCUGCUGUGCCGCCCCGUGCCCUUGGCCUUUACUGCGCUGCAGGCCACCCCCGCUUUCCUGCACUUGUCCACGGAGGGCAGCGGCUCCCUCGCACAGACUCCUGCCCCCUUCUGCCCUGGGGUCUCCCAGCGAGGGGAACUGGGCCCUGCCUUUGGGUAGGGAGAGGGCCCUGGAGCCCAGCCUGCUGGCUUUGGGGACAGGCUCAGCAGCUGAGCAAAGGGAGGAGGAACAUCUCUGGAUCCAGAAAGGUGACUCCUGGAACAACUAGCUGGCGGAGCUGCUCCUCACGGGCAUGGAAGGGCUCAGCCCUGGUUAUGUCAGAGGGCUGGGCAGCCACCACAGGGCGGGAGAGGAGCGAUGUAAAUAAUAAUAUUUAUCUUUUCAAACGCCUUUGUGAAGGCCUGCGCUCUGCUGGGGCUGGAGGAGGGCUGCCUGAGAAGCGGCCUUCAAGAGACCCUGUUUGUGGGGCUGGCGAUACGGGGUCAAGGGACUUGAAGAGUAGAUAAGUGUGACCGGCCUGGUUAUCCAGGGACAGCUUUUGGUGAGGAGGGGAGACCGAUGGAGAAGGGCCAUAGAUUAUUGACGCAGAGUGGCAGCCCAAGCAAAGGUGUGGCAAUAGGACUGGGUGGUCUAGAGUGCGCCCCAAGCCCAGGGAGGAGAAGUGAGCAGCAGCUAGCAAACCGGAGAGGCUGAGCAGCCAGAACACUCCCGGCCGGAGGCCUUCCACAGACGAGCAGACCUUGAGACGAGGCUGAUUCUAGGGCAAAGUCGAGGCAGGAUGAGAGAGGAGUGAAGCCUGCAGGGAGGGCAGUGGGCAAGGGCAGGUGACACCCUGGCACUGUGGAGCUCUGACUGCUGCUAAGGAAGCUGGAGCAGGGCCCGGGGUGCUUAUCUGCCAACCCCCGUCACUCCACCACUGGCUGGUUGAGGGCGGCUCCAGGGACAUCAGUUCACCCGGCAUUUCUCACCUUCGGGCUGCCACAGGGUCAGGCUGAACACCCCGCAGGCCCCGGGAAGCCAGCAUGCACUGGCCCAGGAACACUGUGGGGACAGGUGGAGUACUGGGUCCCCAUGAGAACCUCAGUGGCCCCUGGACCUUGCCUCUAAGUCUCUGGUCAGGAAAGAGGAACUCCUGUUCAAAAAAUCCCUUGUGCAUGUACACACACACGUGUGUACAUAAUGUGUGUACACAUGUACACACACAGCUGCAUCAAGAACAUGUGAGGACACCAGGAUCAGACUGAAAUGGCUGUGGUCCCAAGAGCUCCUGCUGAAGGAGUGGGGGUCCCAUGAAUAAAGACAAACUGACAUGAGUACCUAUUCACCAAACCCUGUGCCCCUAAGUAGAGCUGGGGGUGGGAGACCCCGGGAACUCCAGGGUGGGCAUAGCUGAUGGCUUUCAGAGUAGUUCUGGAGUGGAAUUGGGGGUGGAUGGCUGAUGAGCAGAACUUGGAAAUUGUACCCCCAAUCCCUCUCAGCAUCCUGCAGGGUUCUUUUUCCAGAGACUUCCACCCAGGUGAGAUGCAUCAGGGCUCAUGAAUCUUCCUAGGGUGAAUUCCCAGGAAGAACCAGUUAGUAAAGCAAAGUUGGAGACGUUAUUAAAAAGUUCAAGGAGGAAAAAAAAAAAAAAAGUUCAAGGAGGGG
Messenger RNA from Jaculus jaculus (lesser Egyptian jerboa), 3524 nucleotides. It is a transcript of the gene Crhr1, whose product is annotated as corticotropin releasing hormone receptor 1. The record is from RefSeq and is a predicted model, not a curated record. Gene Ontology annotation, biological process: cell surface receptor signaling pathway; adenylate cyclase-activating G protein-coupled receptor signaling pathway. The transcript is spliced from 13 exons. Gene Ontology annotation, cellular component: neuron projection; plasma membrane. Bases 58 to 1305 code for a protein of 415 amino acids. Lineage: Eukaryota; Metazoa; Chordata; Mammalia; Rodentia; Dipodidae. Gene Ontology annotation, molecular function: corticotrophin-releasing factor receptor activity; G protein-coupled peptide receptor activity; corticotropin-releasing hormone receptor activity.